Lucilia cuprina (Australian sheep blowfly) is the source of this 819-nucleotide messenger RNA. Its product is annotated as tachykinin-like peptides receptor 99D. NCBI's taxonomy places the organism in Eukaryota, Metazoa, Arthropoda, Insecta, Diptera, Calliphoridae. Gene Ontology annotation, biological process: G protein-coupled receptor signaling pathway. The annotation marks the transcript as partial. The record is from RefSeq and is a predicted model, not a curated record. Gene Ontology annotation, molecular function: tachykinin receptor activity. Gene Ontology annotation, cellular component: plasma membrane. The transcript has 4 exons.
UUUAAUACACAGGUGGUAAAAAUGAUGAUGGUUGUGGUAUUAAUAUUCGCUGUUUGCUGGUUACCAUUCCACACGUAUUUCAUACUAACUUCUUGCUAUCCGGCCAUAACGGAAACCCCCUUCAUACAAGAAGUGUAUUUAUUCAUAUACUGGUUGGCGAUGAGUAAUUCCAUGUACAAUCCGAUUAUAUACUGCUGGAUGAAUUCGCGAUUUCGUUUUGGUUUUAAAAUGUUUUUUCGAUGGUGCCCGUUCGUCCAUAUCGGCGCAGAAAGUCUAAAUCGUCGCGAUCAAAUGACUUCACGUUAUUCAUGUUCGGGUUCACCCGAUCAUAAUCGUAUUAAAAGAAAUGAUACUCAACGUUCAUUUCUAUACACCUGUCCGGGCUCUCCAAAAAAUCGACGCAUCUCACAUUGUGGAAUUUUACGCAGUUCAACUAUAGCAACACAACGUGACGGAGUACGACACUCAGCACCCAUAACAACCCUGAGGACCGGCCUAGGUGGAAGCAAUUAUCAUCAUCAUAACUCAACAUACCAUCAACGUUGUAGUCUAAAAACACCUGUUACUAGUGGAGGUAUAAACAAUAUGAAAAACACACAUGAAUUGUCAGCAUUAAGUGGCAAUGGACAGGGUAAUACUUUAACCAACAAUUCCAAAGAUUUUCUUAUCAAAACAAAUCAACGGUCAAGUGUUAGGUGGACAACAACAGCGCCAUCCACCUCUGUAACCGAAACCACAUCACUAGAGACUAGUUCAGCAGCCUAUAAUGGGGCAUCAGAUAAAAAUUAUUUAACAAAUCGUACGGCAUUAAUGUCCUGA